AUGCCUAUUCCGCAUGACGAAUGCCCUCUCCGCGUAGCAAAAGUCAGAAGUCUUUUGCUGCUCAUGCAACACAAAUUUUUUAGACAUCCAAACGCCUCCAAAUGCAGCGCCGCCAACCAACCACAGCGAGAGAAGUUUUCGCUCGCCGCCUUCUCGUCGCUGGGUCGUCUUCAAUCGAGACGCGACUGGGCGCACCGUCCACGAUCUUCUAUACCCCCGUGGUACCUACCAUCGACUACCCUUCUCGGAGCCGAUAUGGACGGUUCGACCGCCGAAAUUUGUGCCUGGGUUGGCAUUGGCGUUUUCACGACACUCGUAUCCACAGUAAAUUUUCUGUACGGGCCGUACAACAAAAACAAAUGUUGUUCCUGCAUGACAGCACUAACCUGCAAUCCUUUUUAGCACGACCAGUGUUGCACUCUAAAUUGAUGAAAUUUAUUGCCAUGCUGCAUUUUAGUGAUGUACGUGUACGUCUGGUCUACGUGCAGGGGAAAUUUGUAUUGCAUAAGUCGUUGCGGUGCUGUCCCUCGCCUUGUACCGGCUGGGUGGUGAUCAGGAGCAGCACACGCUCGCCGCCGUCGACCAGGGUCUUCUCGCCGCCGCUCUGCGCGACCAGCGAGAGACCACGCACCGGCACACCGGAGCAGGUGCUCCUGCGAAAAAGAUCACGACCUCGGUGCUAGAACUACAGCCUCGUCCGACGACAACAAGUUCCCGCGGUACUAGUAGCGGGGCCCUAAAGCUGGGGCUAUCAAAAUGAAAAAUCCCCCCUCCCCAUACUCAAAGGGCGAUUUGCGUAGCAUGAUUUGCGACCACAAGCCAUUUUGUCAUGCUAGAAGGGAAGAGAUGCGUAUUGUAGUGCUAGUGCUAGCUGGAGUUGUAGGAAAGCCUAGCGUCUUUAGCAUGACAGAAAGCAACAGGAAACGGGAAACAGCAUGACAAAUUGCCUACAAACGAGGGAGGAACUGCGUCUCUUGGCCUUCUAGCAAUACAAAGAGAUUUGUGUUGUACUCAAAUACAGCAAGAACACAAACUUCGUUUUCGAUAUGGGGAGGAGGUAUUUUUCCCCACAAUAGGGGCCGGCGGCACGCUAUUCGAGGCGGCAGCAGCUGCACCACGCGCACGUGGCCGCCGCGCACGCCCAGCGAGCCGUUGCGGACGCGCAACGCGUCAAAAGGCGCCGGCGACGGGCGCAACGGAUCCACGCCCGCAAGCACAAACCCGGCUUCUAUCUGCAGGGCGGCGCGCGCAAGGAGCGGCGGUCCCUAGUGCCCCUCGCUUCGACCACUACAAGAACUGAGGACGUCGGAAAUAUCCCCAUGGUGGUCGACCUCCAGGAUGUAUCGCUAAGAGAGGCGAACGGCAGGGGCCGGGAAAAAAAGCAACACGUUGCCGUUGACAUGCGGAGCUCAAGUCCAGACGCGAACGCAAGUACAGGCGGACCAGAACAAGUAGCUGUGGCAGUACCACCGAGUACGGACGCUGAGGGCGUCGCUGCUGCACCUGCAGGCUCCUCCACUUCCGCCAAUGCUGCGAAGUUGGCGACCGUGGGUGGAAUGAAGGCCGGUCUGGGCGAGGGCGCAGAUGUGCUAGAUUAUGCCGGGGAAGAGGCCGGGGAGUAUGACGAGGAGGAAGAGUACUACGACGAGGAAGAGGAGUACUACGAUAUCCUGAGCAAAAUCCUCCCCAUCUUCCCAGAGUCAAGAGGGGGACUUUGCAAGACAAACAGAGAAGUUUUUUGGAGUCACGCAUGACAAGUUGCAGUCCGUAGUGUAUUGCAGGUUGGCAAAUACUACAGCCGCAUUACAAAUCCAUCUGCUUAUUCUAAUUUAUUACAGCAUUACAAAUCCCAAAACAUCAAAAUUGAAAAAUCCCUACCACAGGGAUGCGCGUCGCAAAUGUUCCUGUCAUUGCAAACCUGCGUGACACAACUCUAUCUAUGGUGGGGAUGUUUUGCCGCAGGAUAUAGUACGACGAGGAGGAAGGCGAUAGCGACGACUAUUACGAGGACGAGGUACAACAAGGACCACCGCUUGUUGUUCCGUCCGCCGGUCCUCCUGCCGCCUCCGGUAGCGCAGCUGCUUCACCGGUCCCAGUGGCUCCACGGUCGGCAGCCGCGGCCGCUGCUGGUGUGGCCAGCGCAGAACAGCGAACGCAGGCGUCGCCACUCCGUGCUGCUACCGAACAAGUCACCUUCUUGA
Messenger RNA from Amoebophrya sp. A120, 2201 nucleotides. The record is from the annotation of a GenBank genome assembly. Lineage: Eukaryota; Dinophyceae; Syndiniales; Amoebophryaceae.